Molecule: messenger RNA, 3762 nt
Organism: Lutra lutra (Eurasian river otter)
Lineage: Eukaryota; Metazoa; Chordata; Mammalia; Carnivora; Mustelidae
Gene: AFG2A
Product: spermatogenesis associated 5
Exons: 16
Coding region: 69-2750 (893 amino acids)
Cellular component (GO): cytoplasm
Molecular function (GO): ATP hydrolysis activity; ATP binding
Source: RefSeq, a predicted model, not a curated record
UUUUCUUCCAGAGACAAGAGCACGUUGAGCCGGCUUUGCGGCAGCCUUUCCUAGGCUGCCUUGUGAUCAUGUCUACCAAGAAGAACAGAAAACGGCUGAAUCAAAGCGCAGACAAUGCUUCAACCUCGCCCUCUUCUGCUUCCUCUUUUUUGGGGCCCUCGGCAUCUUCUGCUGGGCCAGGAGCGGCGGCAACGGCCGGGAUUCUGGUUGUGACCAACUUCUUAGAAAAGGAUGACAAAGUUCCUAAAACAUUCCAGAAUUCCCUCGUUCAGCUUGGACUCAACACUAUGAAAUCUGCAAAUAUAUGUAUAGGUCGACCAGUGUUGCUUACCAGUUUGGAUGGAAAACAAGAGGUCUAUACGGCCUGGCCUGUGGCAGGAUUUCCUGGAGGCAAGGUUGGCCUGAGUGAAAUGGCACAAAAGAAUGUGGGUGUGAGGGUUGGUGAUGCCAUCCAAGUCCAGCCUCUGUUGGGUGCUGUGCUACAGGCUGAGGAAAUGGACCUGGCACUCAGUGACAAAAAUGUGGACAUUAAUGAAGAACAACUGGCCGGUUGUCUUCUGAGAAAGCUAGAUGGCAAGAUUGUUUUACCAGGCAACUUUCUGUAUUGUACAUUUUACGGACGACCAUGCAGACUGCAAGUGUUGCGAGUGAAAGGGACAGAUGGCAUGAUAUUGAGAAGGCCUCAGAAUGACUCUGACACUGAUGCCCAGGGAAUGGCCUAUGAACAGUCCAACAUAGAAACCAGUACCCUGGAUGUAUCCCUACAGCUAAGCCAGUUAGAUCUGGAAGAGCCUCGAGACCCAACAUCAACCAGUACUCCCUGCAAACCAGUAGAUGACAAAAUGUUAGAUAAAACUAGUGACAUUUUGUCAGAUGUUACACAGAGUCCUGGGAGCAGCAGUGGACUUGGACUAGGGGAAGUCACAGGACUUAAGUGUAGUUUUAAUUCAGCCAGAGGAGAAAAUGAGCAACUUGUCAAUGAAGAGAGAUUGCUAAAGUCAGCAUGUGUGGGAACAAAGUGCAACACUGAUAUUUUUUAUUUUAUAUCUUCAACAACAAGAGUCAAUUUUGCAAAGAUUCGUACAAAUUCAAAAGUGCAAGAGGACCACUUCAAAGUAACUUAUGGCAUGAUAGGAGGCUUAAGUAGUCAGCUGAAAGCGAUUAGAGAGAUGAUCGAAUUGCCUCUCAAACAGCCUGAACUUUUCAAGAGUUACGGAAUUCCCCCUCCUAGAGGAGUGUUACUCUAUGGCCCGCCAGGUACUGGAAAGACAAUGAUUGCCAGGGCGAUUGCUAAUGAAGUCGGAGCCUAUGUUUCUGUAAUUAAUGGUCCUGAAAUUAUAAGCAAGUUCUAUGGGGAGACAGAAGCAAGGUUACGUCAGAUAUUUGCUGAAGCCACUCUGCGGCACCCAUCAAUUAUUUUUAUUGAUGAGCUGGAUGCACUUUGUCCUAAAAGAGAAGGGGCUCAGAAUGAAGUGGAAAAGAGAGUGGUAGCAUCACUGUUAACAUUGAUGGAUGGUAUUGGUUCAGAAGGAAGUGAAGGACAAGUGUUGGUCCUUGGGGCCACAAAUCGCCCUCAUGCCUUAGAUGCUGCACUUCGAAGACCUGGACGAUUUGAUAAAGAGAUUGAGAUUGGAGUUCCUAAUGCUGCAGAUCGGCUAGAUAUUCUCCAGAAACUGCUUCAAAGGGUACCCCAUUUGCUCACUGAAUCUGAACUGUUACAGCUGGCAAAUGGUGCUCAUGGGUACGUUGGAGCAGACUUGAAAGCCUUGUGUAAUGAAGCAGGUCUCCAUGCCUUACGGAGAGUCCUGAAGAAACAGCCUAAUCUCUCUGAUAGCAAGAUGGCUGGGCUGGUGAAGAUUACUCUGAAUGAUUUCUUAGAGGGGAUGAAUGACAUCAGGCCCAGUGCGAUGAGGGAAGUAGCAAUUGAUGUACCAAAUGUAUCAUGGUCAGAUAUAGGAGGACUGGAAAAUAUCAAGCUGAAAUUGAAACAGGCUGUGGAGUGGCCCUUGAAACACCCAGAGUCUUUCAUUCGAAUGGGUAUUCAGCCACCUAAAGGUGUUCUUCUGUAUGGACCACCUGGAUGCUCUAAAACAAUGAUUGCAAAAGCUUUGGCCAAUGAGAGUGGCCUGAAUUUUCUAGCUAUAAAGGGGCCUGAAUUAAUGAAUAAAUAUGUUGGUGAAUCUGAAAGAGCAGUUAGAGAGAUCUUCCGAAAAGCGAGAGCAGUGGCCCCGUCCAUUAUUUUCUUUGAUGAACUUGAUGCCUUAGCAGUUGAAAGGGGCAGUUCUUCAGGUGCUGGGAAUGUAGCUGACCGUGUUCUGGCUCAGCUCUUAACGGAAAUGGAUGGCGUUGAACAGUUAAAGGACGUGACAAUUUUGGCAGCUACUAACCGCCCAGAUAGGAUAGACAAGGCUUUGAUGCGACCUGGAAGAAUUGAUAGAAUCAUCUAUGUGCCUUUACCAGAUGCAGCAACAAGAAGGGAAAUAUUUAACCUCCAGUUUCACUCUAUGCCAAUCAGUAAUGAUGUGGAUCUGGAUGAACUCAUCCUCCAAACAGAUACAUAUUCAGGAGCAGAGGUUAUAGCUGUCUGUAGGGAGGCAGCCCUUCUAGCUCUGGAAGAAGACAUUCAAGCUAACUGCAUUACGAGAAGACAUUUUACUCAAGCCUUGAGCACUGUGACACCUAGAAUUCCUAAAUCACUGAGACGUUUCUAUGAGGAGUAUCAAGAGAAGAGUGGGCUACAUUCACUCUGACGAAGGAUACAUAUUCAGUGUGCUAAAAAUGCUUUCUAGGCAAAACUUGUUUCUCUUUUAAAAAUUUGUCUUGGGCGCCUGGGUAACUCAGUCUGUUAAGCAUCUGCCUUCGGCUCAGUUCCUGAACCCUGGGUCCUGGGAUCAGAGUCCAACACUGGGCUUCUCUGUCUCUCUCUGUCUCUCUCUCUCUCUCUCUCUCUCUGUCUCUCAUGAGUAAAUAAAUAAAAUUAAAAAAAAAAAAUUUGUCUUGAGAGUGUCCAAAAAAAUCCUUCAUAAGCAAAGUGUCUAAAAUAUGUUGACUGGAAUUGAGAGGCUUCAGUGUUUAAAGACAUUUUAAAUGAAAUGGAUACAGUAAAACUAUCCAUAAAAAUCUCUGGACACGAGUUUAAAUCAGUUUUAUCUGGAAAUUGUGCUGAUAUUUAAAAAGCAAACUUUAGCUUUUUUGGUUUUGAGCUAGUUUAUUCCUCCCAUGAAAUGCUUUCCUAACUCCAGAAUCUGUUUCAGUCUAUUCCUGAAUGGCCAGCCUGUGAACAUAAGUUUUAUACAAGAAAUACAAGAUACAUGUCGAUUAGUCCAUAGUGAGAAAGAUUUACAGAUCUUUAUUUUUAAAGGCCAGCCAGUGAAAUAGCCAAAUGCACCAGCCAGGUUUAUAUGGUCUUGUUUCCAGGUAUGUUUUUGUUCUUAUUAUAAUUUACACCUACAUUUUUGCUUUGGCCUUCUUAAUCUGUACUAAUGGCAAUUAAAAAAAAAUUAAGAGUUAUUUCAUGUAAUGCCCUUGCAAAUUUAAAAAAAUAGGAAUUAUAAUCCCAGUCCAGGCCUAGAGCAAUAGACCUGUUUUGUUUCAUACAACACUAUAGAUAAAUUGUAUGUUCAUGUGUUAAUUUGCACCCAUUUUCAGGUUACCAAUAAACUUUUUCAGUUCAAAGAUAAACGAAAUUGUACUCUUAACCAUAUUGUCUUAUGCUGCAUUUGAAAUAUGUAUAUUUGUGCUCCUAAUUAUUUAUCUUCAGAA